Molecule: messenger RNA, 1941 nt
Organism: Aaosphaeria arxii CBS 175.79
Lineage: Eukaryota; Fungi; Ascomycota; Dothideomycetes; Pleosporales
Product: endosomal integral membrane protein
Exons: 2
Coding region: 1-1941 (646 amino acids)
Biological process (GO): vacuolar transport; protein localization to membrane
Cellular component (GO): endosome; fungal-type vacuole membrane
Source: RefSeq, a predicted model, not a curated record
AUGCGGCGAAUCGACAUAUCCACCUCCGGUGCAAUCCUCGCCUCUCUACUGGCAAUCGUUCCCAGCCCGGCAUCUGCCUUCUACUUCCCAGGCGUUGCGCCGACUUCGUAUAAAAAUGGUGACGCGGUGCCUUUGCAUGUGAACCAUCUCACUCCCGCGGACUCGCAAAACGAUCCCAAGCUUCGCUCCGUGUUUUCGUUCGAUUACUACCACCCCCCGUUCCACUUCUGCAAACCGAAAGAUGGACCGCAAUACAUUAGGGAGAGCCUUGGCAGCAUCCUCUUCGGCGAUCGGAUACAGACGAGUCCCUUCGAUCUCAGGAUGGGUAUAAACGAGACGUGCAAGGCUUUGUGUCCCGAGGAGACCUUCUCGCCGCAAGACGCCGUCUUUGUUAAUCAGAGAAUCUACCAGGGCUACGACCUCAAUUGGCUGGUGGACGGACUGCCGGCGGCGCAAGUCUUCGUGGAGAAGGAUUCGGACGAACCAUUCUACAGCCCCGGCUUCGCAUUGGGAACGGUCGACGGCGAGGAGCCAAACUUCAAUAACCACUACGACAUUUACGUCGAUUUCCACAAGGCUGGCCCUGACCAAUUCCGUGUAGUCGGCGUCUUGGUCGUGCCGUUCUCCUUGAAGGAAUCGCGAUUCAUCGAGGAAGGACGAGCGGAAUGCGGCGACACCGCUGCGGCCGUAGCACUGGAUGAGAAUGCGGAGACCAAGGUUACGUUCACCUACAGCGUCUAUUGGCGGGAGAACUCCACGCCUUUUGCAACCCGAUGGGACAAAUAUCUGCAUGUCUAUGACCCCAAGAUCCAUUGGUUCUCGCUCGUCAACUCUGCCGUCAUUGUGGUCUUCCUGAUCGGAAUGGUGAGCACUAUUCUCGUGCGCACGCUGAAGAAGGACAUUGCACGGUACAACCGUCUCGACCAGCUUGCCCUGGACGAUUUCGGCGAGACCGGCGGCGCUGGCGACGACAUUCAGGAGGAUUCGGGCUGGAAGCUCGUCCAUGGUGACGUCUUCCGUACCCCAAAGAACCCUCUUCUCCUUUCCGUCCUGAUUGGCAACGGCGCACAGCUGUUCAUGAUGGCGGGUCUGACCAUCGCAUUCGCCCUCCUCGGCUUCCUCUCGCCCAGCAACCGUGGAGCCCUGGGCACUGUUGUGAUCGUGUUCUACACCCUGUUCGGCUUCAUCGGCGGUUACGUCUCGUCCCGCGUCUACAAGUUCUUCAACGGUGAAUCCUGGAAGCUCUGCUUCUUCUACACUCCGUUCGCCCUCCCCGUCAUCGUCUUCGCGACCUUCUUCUUGCUGAAUCUGUUCGUCUGGGGCCGUGGCGCAUCCGGAGCUGUUCCGUUCACCACGAUGUUGAUCCUAGUCAUCAUCUGGUUCGUCAUCAGCGUGCCGCUCAGUCUGGCAGGUUCCUGGUUCGGAUUCAAGCAGCCCGUGAUUGAAGCACCAACUCGGACGAACCAGAUCCCGCGCCAGAUCCCUCCCGCAGUCGGCUACCUACGCCCAUUCCCAUCGAUGGCGCUCGCCGGAGUGCUCCCAUUCGGAGCCAUCUUCGUCGAGUUGUACUUCAUCCUCAAGUCAAUCUGGUUCUCGAAGGUGUACUACAUGUUUGGCUUCCUGUUCAUCUGCUACGGGCUUAUGAUCAUGACCAGCGCCGCCGUCACCGUCCUGAUGAUCUACUUCCUGCUCUGCGCUGAGAACUACCACUGGCAGUGGCGCAGCUUCUUCACCGCGGGUGCCAGCGCCUUCUACGUGUUCGCCAGUGCCUUGCUGUACUGGGCCAAGGACGUGAGCUUCGGCAGCUGGACUUCGGGCGUUCUGUAUCUGGGUUAUAGUUUGUUAUUGAGUUUGUUGUUCUUCGUUCUUACUGGCACUAUCGGAUUCUUCGCAAGCUGGAUGUUCGUCAUCAAGAUCUACCGAUCCAUCAAGGUGGAUUGA